Messenger RNA from Bradysia coprophila, 2769 nucleotides. It is a transcript of the gene p, whose product is annotated as WD40 repeat domain-containing protein pink. Lineage: Eukaryota; Metazoa; Arthropoda; Insecta; Diptera; Sciaridae. The record is from RefSeq and is a predicted model, not a curated record. Gene Ontology annotation, molecular function: protein binding. Gene Ontology annotation, biological process: developmental pigmentation. Gene Ontology annotation, cellular component: cytoplasm.
UUUCAUGAUUCACUUGUCAUUUUGUGUUCAUACCGCAAACAACAAUGUAAUAAUAAAGGGUGUACUGUCUCCAGUUUUAAGUAGAAUUCUUUAACCAAACAGUUACAGCUUAAUCACGCACCGCAGUGUUAUUUAGUCAAAAUGCACACGGAAUACCGUUUGAAUCAUUUCACCGAUUUGUGUCAAGAAACAAAAAAACCACUCACGAAAAGACUGACGUACACCUGUGUCGAUGUCUCCAAUUAUAUCGUUUUUGGUGCAUCGUCUGGAAGUUUAUACAUCUUUCGUCUCAAUCCAUGCGAGUUUCUGCAGCUAAUCCAAAAUGUUCAUGGCUCCAUCACAAACGUUCGGAUAUCUCCGAAUGAAAGAUUUGUCGCCUUCUCCACCGACAAGGGAAUGAUUGGUGUGUAUCUAUUGGAUUUCGAUGCUCAGGAACCGAUUGUCCUGGUUUCGAAAUGCGAGGAAACGCAGAAAAUUACAUUCAUCGAAUGGAAAAACGAGGAAUCGCACCUGUUCAUCGGCAAUAAGAAAGGCAUCGUGUCCAUUGUCUUCAUUGACAUGCUGUUUAACCGAACAUUAACCGGCCUGCGCAUCAAUCCAAUUUUAUAUUUGGAAUCGCCCAUCGUUCAGAUCUCGAACUUCGAUCGCUUACUGCUGGUGUCGACAUACGCAAGGUGCAUUCUAUGUGAUAUGAAAACCGAACAAUUCAAACAGAUUGGAAACACGCCUCGGGAUGGGUAUUACGGUGCCUGUUUCUUACCGAUUUACAAUCAAUAUUCGGAAGUGUUUUUGAAAAUCUACUGUGCUCGGCCGGGCUCACGCAUAUGGGAAUCCGAUUUGAAUGGGAAUGUUCUCCAAACAUCACAAUUCAAGGCAGCACUGGCCUGUGCACCAACCAAGCUUCAUGCUAAUUACACAGGUCUACCGGAAGACUGUGUACAAGAUCCACAAAUCCUUCAACUGGCCCGUUUGCAUCCGGUGUUAAAGAAGUUCGUUCUCGGUUUUACGCGAACCGGAUUUUACAUUUUCGAUCCGAAUGAGUCACGUGUCGUUUUAUGGUCAGACGAAAUAAAGGAUAUCAUAGACGUUCGUGUGAGUAACUCAAACACCUUGCACAUAUUCACAUUGAACGGGGAAUUAUUUAGCGUUGAACUUGUUUCGUUGGAGGAACAGUUCCUUGACAUUCUCCAGGAACGAAAAUACGAACAGACGCUGUGCGCCCUGUUUCAACAUAGAGAUUAUUUGAGAGAGAAAUUGGUGCCAUAUCGAUUGAAGUUGAAACAAAUCCACGAAUAUUUGAAAAAUGUCGGCGAAGCGGAAGUGGUCAUGGAGCUGGAAAGCAAUUUCAAUGACAUUUUGGCCGGAAAUGACGAAAGCCUUUCGAGGAGUGCAACGCGUCUGGAAAAUGGUAUUUUCAUCGUCCAUCCAACUGUCUACGAUGAAAUAUUGCCCGAAUUUACGCAAACCCUCCGUAUAAACGGCGAGGCGCUGCUAAACGACCAAACAAAACCGAAUCAGAUCGAUCGAUUCGAAUCAUCGCCCGAGGAUUACGACACAAUUGUUUCGAACCGCCGACGAACCGUAUCAGCCAUUGUCCAUCAUCCACCAACGCAAUCAACCGCGACCAGCGAGGAAAAACAAUUGCAGAAUCUCGUCAUGAUAUGCAAAUCACAAUCAAUUUCCCGGACAACAUUGGUCGAUCGAUAUGCGGGCAUAUUCGACGAAUUGGACUGUUCGGGUAUCCAGGUGCUGUUGAGCAAAGUCGAAGGAUUGUUGAUUGAGAAUGGGGAAAGUGAAACGGAAGCUCGGCGCCAAUGCUUUGAGAUGUAUUUCAACUAUCUUAUGCCAAAUGUGAUCAGUGAAAUGGAAGAUCCAUGUCUGGAUUAUGUGAUUGACGGAAUAAUUUUAGUAAAUAAACAAUUAACGGAAACGACAUUGCGAUGUACACAAUGCACGUUUCCGAUACUUAUUCGAUACAAAGACUGUAAAUACGAGGACAUUGCUGUGGAAUGGUUAAAGUUGAUGUGGUUACGUGGUGCUAGAGACCGAUGCAUUAAAGUUAUGAAGGCAUUUCCAUCGGUCACAUCAAACAUCAUACAAAUGCUGUUCCAGGACAGUAAUGUCGAUUUAAGGCGCAUCAUUCUGUUGGUAUUUGCUAGUCAAUCGACUAAUCUACUGAAACAAGUCGCGAAGCUAUGCACAGAUGAUGCGAUGCGAGUGACUAUGUUUCAGUUAAUGGUUUUGAUGCAUUCGCAAAAGCAAAUGGAAUGCUUUGAAUGUUCGCAAUUAUCGCCGGUUCAGUUUGACGAUAAUCAAGUGUAUUCGUGGUCGGAUUUCUUGAAUGUGUUUGUUGAUGUUGCAGGUGUUAGUGUCACUUUGGACUUGUUAAAACGACAUGCUCGUCUCAUGCCAAAGGAUGUCGUUCCGAAAGAAUUUUAUUUGAAAUGUAUUGCCAACUAAGCUACGGAUAAUUUUAUUAAAUCUUGACUACACAAAAAUCUACUUGUCACAGAAUUUCCAUUCGUUCUUGAGUUGCUUUUCAGACUCAAAAGUUUUCAGUUUUUACUUUUCAUUACUUUGAUGAUUACAUCUAUCUUAUAUCAAUGGACAAAAAUUCAGUUCGCAAUGUCUUUUCGUUUGUUUGUUGUUACGUUUUCCUAAUAUACGGUGUUUAAGUAGAGCGAGAUGGAACAAUGGGUUGUCGUUUCGCCUUCUGUCUCACAUGCUCAAAACAAACGAGGCAUUGAAAACGUGUUUUGGUCCUAGUUU